This is a messenger RNA of Capronia coronata CBS 617.96, 933 nucleotides long. RefSeq lists its product as uncharacterized. Gene Ontology annotation, biological process: rRNA processing; ribosomal large subunit assembly. NCBI's taxonomy places the organism in Eukaryota, Fungi, Ascomycota, Eurotiomycetes, Chaetothyriales, Herpotrichiellaceae. The transcript has 2 exons. Gene Ontology annotation, molecular function: nucleic acid binding; 3'-5' exonuclease activity. The record is from RefSeq and is a predicted model, not a curated record. The coding region runs from base 1 to 933 and encodes 310 amino acids. Gene Ontology annotation, cellular component: nucleus.
AUGGAUCUGGAUAACCUGUCCUCGAAUUGGAAGAGGUUGCAGUCUACCCUCAAGGCCUCCGAACAGAGCCAGCCCUCGCCGAAACUCCCGACCGAAAAUGGCGUGAAACGGAAACGUGAACGUCAACCCAAGAUUUCCAGGCCUUCUGCGCUGGUCCCGAACCCUAGAAAGAGGCUGCGUAUCGAGAGGAACAUGGCUCAGGCUAGCCACUCUGCAACAAGAACAAAUACCAUAGAAGCGGUGGAGGCUUCGGACGCUGGCCCACGCCCUAGAGUGCCGGAUCGGGAAACAACGGAGAGUGUGAAUGCUGGGUUGUCCAGUUCCGUUGAACUGGGUAAAUAUGUUGCCAUUGACUGCGAGAUGGUUGGCGUAGGACCUAACCCAGACCGGGAAUCUGCGCUGGCGCGCGUCAGUAUCGUCAACUACAAUGGCGAUCAGGUCUACGACUCUUAUGUCAUCCCGGUCGAGACUGUCACAGACUGGAGAACGCAUGUCAGUGGGAUUGCUCCGAAACACAUGAAGUUCGCCCGAACACUGAAGGAGGUUCGAGCAGAGGUGGAAGGGAUUCUAAGAGACAGAAUCAUCAUCGGCCAUGCGAUUCGACACGAUCUUGAAGCGCUUAUGAUAACCCAUCCGAAAAGAGAUAUCCGAGACACAGCUCGACACCCACCUUACCGGAAAUUGGCCGGCGGUAGUUCUCCCAGAUUGAAGAUCCUUGCGUCAGAGUUGCUGGGACUUGAGAUACAGGAAGGAGAACAUUCAAGCGUCGAAGAUGCCCGGGCGUGCAUGCUGCUCUUCCGACGGGACAAGGCUGCUUUCGAACGGGAACAUGCAAAGAGAUGGCCUUCACGACCUACCACCGAGACACACGAGACCGCUGACGGCACAGGGAAGCCGCGGAAGCCAAACAAAAAGAAGAAAAAGAAACGAUGA